AUGUACAGUGCCGUCCACCCCACGCAGGUUCAACAGCCGCCUUACCCUCCCUCCUCCGCCGGACAACCAUCAAUGCCCCACAUCGACGACUCGUCCUCGCCCUUCCUCGCCUCGUCGUACCAAUCUGCCCGAGGGACGCCCUACCACGACGCCUCGUCCUCUUUCUUCGACCCCUCGAACGACCCAGCCUGGUUCACCCCUCACCUCCACCCCUCGUCUUCCACUUCCUCCCUCUCGAGCCAAGCGCCGAUGCAGACGGGAUUCGUACAUUACCCGGAGGACGAGAUGGUGCAUGAUGAGGCCAUGCUCGAGGACGGGUUUUUGGAGGUCCUCAACGAUGGGAUGGGGUAUGAGGUGCCCGUUGAGGGGGGGUAUCAGCCGUUCAGGCGGUACAGCGAGGGAGACCAACCGACUGCGAUGAGCGGCACGAGUGACAGGCAGCACUUUGCGCAGCCCCACUCGUACAGCAGCUCGCCUGCAGACAGCGGCCUCUUCCAGUCCGGCUAUACGCUUGCGCCUCCUCCGCCCGACCAGUCCGCCUCGUACAGCUCCUCGCAGCUCGGCAACGCCUCCUACGCUCUCAUCUCCUCGAGCGACGUCUCGCCCGGCAUGCCUCUCUAUGCUUCAGAUCCUUCGCAAGCCGCCUAUGUCCCACAACAACCUCGAACGGUCUAUGGCCAGUACAGCGCCGACGAGAUCGAAGUCUUGCAGUCGGAGCACUCGGUCGACCCGACUCUCUAUCGCAGCCGUAGCGCUUCGUCCGACUCGAGCUAUGCCCCGCAGUCGCACUACUCGACUUCGCUCGCGCCGUCGCCCUACAUUGACGGAGCAGGACAGUCCGAGACGUCCAAGCAGCCGCAGCGGAUGGGUCGUCACUCGACGUCGGCGUCACCGUUGCCUACUCCCGCGCACUCGGCUCCUUCGUCAAGGCGUCCUUCGCUCGCGCAUGCUAAUACUCAGGCAGCGCCAGAGUACGCCGGACGAGAUGUCUACGCCGCCGCAGGUCCUGUCGAAGCGAGUCCGGCAGUUCGACAUCACUCGUUCUCCGGCCCUAUCUCAAGCGUGCCGACUACGCCUCAGCAGCAGCAGCCAUCGCGAAAGCGCUCAAUCGAUGCAGGAGAUGCCGACUACCACCACGAGCCUCGGCGUCACUCGUUGCAAGCGCAGGCUCAGUCGCUCUACGCCGUCGGUCAAGCGGUCUCGCCGUCAUCCGCUCGUCCGGCAAGGAGGUCGUCUCAACCCGCUUCGAUGCCUGUCACGCCCACUCGCCCGCACAGCAUCUCGAGACGCAGGUCGUCGCUCACGCCUGGCGGGAACGGGCCGGCGUACGGUUCUUCGCCUGUACCGCCUUCGCCGUUCGCGCCGUCUCCUUCGCCUUCGCAGCCUCGCACGCCGACGUCGAGGCGGCCUUCCGCUCAGGCUGAGGCGGCGUACUCCCCGCUCGUCUCGACUACCUCGCCGUCGUUCUCCUCCUCUUCGCGCCGGUACCACCCCAACCUCACGAUCGCCGUGCCGCGGAGUCAGUCCGAGACCCAGACUCAUUCCGCUGGGACGAGCCUCCCUCCCCAGUCCGCCGCCUCGUCCGCCACCUCAUCCUUCACGAACUACCGUUCGCCCCGCUACUCGCCCUACCCCAACUCACCUUUCUUCUCGCCCUACGCCGGUCAGUCACCCUACGGUACGCCCGCAACUGAAGCGACAGGCUUCUCGGCGGCUUUCAACGGUAUCGAUCCGGAUUGCUUGAGCCCGCUCGGGGCGGCUGGAGCGGCUGCGAAGGCGAGGAGGCGUUACUCGGCCGAUCAGUAUCCCGCUUCGUCGCCUUCUGUCCAGGGUACUCGGGCGGCGACGUAUGCCGAGGAACGCAGGCGUGCGAGCGCGACGGCGACCUUCGCUGGGUCAGGCGCGCCGAGGACGGUUUUGAGGAGGGCGAGCGGGGCGGUCUCGUCCGGCCUUGCGAGUACGGCGGAGGAGGAGUUGCACCGUACGCUGGCGGCGGCGACGUCGUGGGACGUUGAGGAGCCGUUCGAGACGGUCGGUCUUGGGCUCGAGAUGGGCGUUGAGGAGAUGCACCUCGCGCCGCCUCCUCCGCCUCAGCUGCAGAUCCCUUCGCCUAUCACGCCCGUCACGCCCGCCAACUUUGCGCACCAGCCGUACUCGUCGUCGUCGAUUCCUGUCUCGGUCGACCCGGGCGAAGUCCUCUACGCCCCGCCUAGCGCGUUCUCCACCACAAGCGCAGACGUCGGGAUCCUCGAACAACAGCAACAAGCAGCGUACGACGAGCUCUUCCGUCGCCAGCAGCAAGCCGACUUUGCGGUGUCGAGGCAGCAGUACGGGGUCGAGUCGCAGCAGGUCCGCCUCGAGAAGGAGGUCCAGGAGUAUGUGCAUGCGGAGGACAGGAUGGCCCUCGGCGAGAAGACGGUCGUUAUCCUCAACCCGAAGAUUGCGCAGCGCAGCUACGGCAACGAGAAGCGACUGCUCGCCCCGCCUCCGAUGGCGCUCUUGCUCGGCACGUCCUGGUGGCAGAGCUACGACGUCGACCCGACAACCUCGCCCGACUCGACCACCUCAUCGAGCAAGUUCUCCGCCUUCAAACCCUACACCGGCUCGCUCCCUACACCCCCUUCGCCGCCUCACCGCGCUCAACUCGCACCAGAAGUCUACAUCAGUAUCUCGACGGACCGUGUCUUCCCGAAGCAGCCAGCUACGACUUCGUGGAUCUCGAACGAAGGGACGGCCGUCAUCGAGCGUCAAGAGGAGGACGCGCCGCCUAUCGCCGGUCGGGCGGUGAGCAAAGGUCUCGCAGUCAGCGUGCCCGGCGAGCUGAACAAGGAUGUCAGCACGACGGUGAAUGCGGUCGUGACGAUUUGCGAACCUGGGACGGGCGAUGUCGAGUCGAGGGUUUGGGCGAGGUUGAUGGGCAAGCCGAUCACGGUCAUCUCGAAGCCGUCGAAGAAGCGGUCCGUCACCGUGGGAGGAGUCUCGGGCCUGCACCACGGCUCGCUCGUCUCUCUCUACAACCGCACCAAAACCUACACGGGCUCGACGCGCUAUCUCUGCACCUCCGGCGUCCAAUCCAUCUUCCCUCUGCACGACUGGCACUCGAUGACUUCCGGCCUUCGUUCGCGCUCGUUCGCACCGACCGACGCGCGCGAAACCCGCUUCGUAGCCAAGACAGCGGCGUGGGACGCGUUUGUCGUGUAUGCGGUCGAUACAGAGAUCGAGCCGAGGCAGCAGGAACCCCCGAAUCCGACGUACCCGAAACCGCCGCUCAAUGCGGUUCAGUUUGGGGAGGAACCCAAGCCGCUGUGUUAUAAUCAGACGGUCGUCUUGCAGGACUUGGCCACAGGUGUCGUCUCGCCCGUCCUCAUCCUCCGCCGAAUCGACACCCCCUCCCUCUGCACCGGCGGCGGUCCUUCACCCUCCUCCACCACCAGCACCACCAGCACCUCCUCACCGUCCCCGUCACGCGCCGCCCACCCCGUCCCGCGGGACGAACAACCCGGCGAACCCGUCUCUCAAUACCGACCUAUCGCUUUGCAAGUCUUUUCAUCCGCUGCCGAAGGGAAGGGGGAGAGGGAAAGUUUCUUGGGAGUUGUGGAGGAGGAAGUUGGUGUUCAUCAGGCGCUGGAGGGGAGGACGUAUGUUGGAGGGGGAGGGAAAGGAGGGGGGAGCGCACCGAGGACGCCUACUACGCCGAUUUCGUUUGCUGCUCAGCAGCAAGAAGAAGAGGAGGGGAGGGGCAAGAAGGGCGGGAGGAAGAAGGCGAAGGAGGGGGAGGGAGUGGAGAGGGGGAGGGUUUGGACUAUGCCGCUCGGGGAACACUGUAUCUGGUCGAUCGCGCAGAUCGAACUCGAGCGGUAUUCGUUCUUCGUCCCUCCCUCCCUCACAGGCGGCCAACCUCGUUCUCUCAACCCCCCUCCCACGCUGAACCCGAUGUACAACUCCCCUCGCCCGUCAAAGACGAUCGACACGGACUUGCCGGUCGUACGAUAUAUCGAAAUCCUGCGCGAGAGGGGCGGGAACAAGCACUUUGGAGGCGCGGCGCGGACAGAAGAGGGGACUAUCCUCAUACACGGCUCGCACCUCUCCCCCUCGCUCUCCCUGACACUCUCAACUCACCCGCUCCCUCCCUCGUCAAUCACGUACAAGUCGACCUCCCUCGCUUUGGUCCAACUCCCGAGGGGCGUCAGGGUGCAGAGGGGUGAGAAGGUGAGUGUGGUGGGGAGGAGGGGCGAUGGGGUUUGUGUGAGGUGGGAGGUGGCUGUCAAAUAG
This is a messenger RNA of Rhodotorula toruloides NP11, 4272 nucleotides long. RefSeq names its product transcription factor. Gene Ontology annotation, molecular function: DNA-binding transcription activator activity, RNA polymerase II-specific; RNA polymerase II cis-regulatory region sequence-specific DNA binding. NCBI's taxonomy places the organism in Eukaryota, Fungi, Basidiomycota, Microbotryomycetes, Sporidiobolales, Sporidiobolaceae. The record is from RefSeq and is a predicted model, not a curated record. Gene Ontology annotation, biological process: regulation of transcription by RNA polymerase II. The transcript has 8 exons. The coding region runs from base 1 to 4272 and encodes 1423 amino acids. Gene Ontology annotation, cellular component: nucleus.